AUGUUUAAGGGUUUAAGAACGCAGAGAACCAAAGAGAAGUUCGAGUUUCGGUUCCGCUUCCAUGCCACCAGGGUGCCUCUCACGGGGUUCGAGCAGCUGGUUGUGUCGCUCGUUCCCACCGACACCAACCGCUCCGACGUGCGCACGGACUCUGCUACUGUGCGUAACGGAAUCUGUCGAUGGACGGAAACGGUGACGGAAGUCGUCAAGUUCACGCGCAAUCCCAAAACGAGGACGUUCGAGGCCAAGGCGUACCGGUUCGCGGUGUCCUCGGCGGCGGGCGCGGUGCUGGGAGAGGCGUCGCUGAACCUGACGGAGUUCAUCGGGUACUCGCAGCUCGACCAGCGCGCGCUGCCGCUGCGAUCGUGCCCCUCCGGCUCCGUGCUUCAUCUGGAUUUAAGAAGCUUGCACUUUCUCCUCCUUGCUCUCUUGUCGCUACCGCCCCAUCUUCGUUACACGUCGGAACCCACGGCGACCUGCUUCCCCAUGGAUCCCAGAGACGGCGACGACUCCGCCGACAGCGUCGCCGACACCCAUGCGACGCCUGCGACAGCGUCGUCAGCGGCCGCUGGCGCCACCGCAGCAGGGGGAGUAGGGGGGGAGGGGAGGAAGAAGCGCUCGGGGGAGAAAGAAGGCAGCGCGCCGGUUGCUUCUUCCGCCAGUGCCGCUGCGGCCGCGACUAGCGCAAACGCUACUGGCGGAAGCGGCGGGGGGAGAGGCGGAACGGAGAAGGGGACAAGCGGUGAAGCCCCCACAGAAGUUAUUAAGCCCGGUGCGGAAGAUGCUGCGGCAGUCGCGGUAGGAAGGGAUGGCGCUGUGUCAGCGGUGGCGGUGGCGCCCGCGAUUGGCGGCGGAGGAGGAGCAGAUGGUAGUGGCGGCGUGGUGAUGCUGAGAAGCACGUCAAUGCAGCCGCCGCCGUCGCCUCGGCAGCCGCAAUCGCAGCCGCACGGGGAGCAACGCAGGGAGGACAGCGGGGAGAAGCGGAGGGAGCUGCUGGGGUGGGGCAGGGAGAGGAGCCAGGAGCAUAAGCGCGCGGGGCCUGAGCAGACGAGCAAGGAGCACGCGAAGCAACAGCAACAGGAGCAGCAGGGGCAGCAGCAGCAGCAGCAGCGAGGGGAUGGUAAUCACAGCGGCGGCAGCAAGGCGCCGUCGAGCUUCAUGUAUCGCUUUGGCAACGCGGCGGGCGCGAGAGGGGAAUCAAAGAGCUUCAGGGCACCGGCGGCAGCAGCGGUAGCAGCAGCAGGAAGCGAGCGGGCAGGGCUAGCGUCAGUGCUGCCGGCGGCAGGGGAAUUUGAGGAGGAUCAGGCGAAUGUGACGUGCACCACGGGCGGCGGGGGCUCAGGCCCCACGUCCAUGCUCAUGGCCGCUAUGCUCUUCCGCCGCUCCUCCUCCUCCGGCUCCGCCACUCACGCCCACCACGGCCUCGCCGGCGGCGCCGGGUCGUUGUCAGGCCGGCGUGCUGCCGUGUCGCCUGGAAGGUCCCGUGGCCUUGCGUCCCCCGCCGCUCAUGCCGGAGGAGCGGCUGGAGCGGCAGGAGUGGUUGGAGGGGCAGGAGGGGGAGGAGCGGCAGGAGGGGCAGGAGGGGGAGGUGGUGCUGCGGCGGCGGCGGCGCUGCUGACGUACUCGGGGGAGAUUCUGCGGCAGGAGGAGGCGUUCCGGAAGCAGGGCGCGCAGGACUGGCGCAGAGACGUGGCGAGCGGACCCAUGGAGGUGGGCGGAGGUGGGCGGUUCAUUCCCGGCGCGGGGUGGCUGUGGCCUAAAACAGGCGGCGAUGGCAAGGACAAGUACAGGGAGCCGCAGGGACCCGGUGGGUUCGGCGGAGGGGAGGCUGGAGGGGCGGCUGGAGGGGGCAUGGGAGGGGUAGUUAAAGGAAGCGGGGGAGAGAACGGCAGGGAGGGAGUGGGGGAGGGCGUGUGGCGGACGGGUUGGAGUGCGGGGAAGGCAGGGCAGAGGCCGGGCGCAUGGCAGGUGGCGGAACAGCAGGGGGGCGGCGGAGUGGCAGGGGAGAUGAAGCAGGUGGGGGCACAGGAGGCAGGGGAGCGGGAGGAACGGAACGAAAAGGCAGACGCUGCUGCUGCUGCUGCUGCUGCUGCUGCUGCUGCUGCUGCUGCUGCUGCUGCUGCCGCUGGUGACGCUGCUGCUGCUUACUCUGCGGAAGGUUACAUGUCUGAGGUCCCCGGAUAUCCCUAUCCCCACCCUGGCAUGGGGCAGUUUGGCGCGUUCGCUGACGGCUUUCCUGGUGGUCCCGGCGCGUUCCCCGCGGGGCACCCGCCAGGCGCAGCGGGGGAUGCGCUGGGCGGACUCGCGGGGUCCGGGAACCUUGGGAACUUCGCCGGGAUGGGAGGCAUGGGCGCAGGGGGCAUGGGUAUGGGCGCUGGCAUGGGCAUGGGUAGCAUGGGCAUGGGUUUGGGCAUGGGGAUGGGUAUGGGGAUGGGGUUGGCGGCGGGGGGAGGCGGGGGCGGGGGCGGCGCGUACACGAGCAGUGGCGACGCGGAGUCGGACCUGGCGGCUGCGGAAGCCGCCAUCGAGGAGCUGCAGCGCGACUGCACGCACUACCAGCACGCGGUGCGCAACCUGAUGCGCGAGGUGGAGGUGCUGCGCGCGCAGCUGGCGGAGACGAUGACGCAGGACCGCGCGGUGGAGGUCGCGAUGGAGGCGCUGCGCGAGGAGCGCGACAAGCUCGUCGCGGAGGUGAAGCUGCUGCGCCAGCUGGUCGUCGCGGGGGGCGCGGGGGAGAACGGGUGCCUGGGGAUGACCCCGCUCGACGGCCCCGCGGGAGGGGGAGGCGGAGGCGCGUUCGGAAGAGGCGCGGCGGGGUUGGGCGGCGGGAUGGUCGGGGGGCCCGGGGGACUGGGCGCGGUGGCGGCUGCUGCGGCGGGUGUGGUGGGCGUGGACGGGCGAGAGGCGCUUGCGUGCGUUCUAAGCGACCUGGCGUAUCACAAGGGGCUGACGGAGAGCCUGGAGGCGCAGGUGGAGGAGCUGUCGGGCGCGAACGAGGACUUGCUGCGCGCGCUGCAGCAGGCGGAGGGGGACGUGGGGAAGUACCGGCGGGACGCGGAGGAGCUGUUCGAGGUGAGCGAGCAGCGCGACCGGGAGCUGAAACGGCUGAUGCGGGAGAUGGAGCAGGGGCGGAGGGAGGGCGCGGCAGGGAGUGAUUGUGGGGCUGCCGGUGGGGCGAAAAGUGAGAAGGAAGUAGGUGGUGGAGAAGGAGGGUCAACGGCUGGUGAAACGGGAGGGAGUGGAGGAGGAGGGGGAGGAGAUGCGGGAGGAGGAGCAGCAGGGGCGGCGGCACUAGAAGGGGAGGUGAGGGCGCUCCAGGCGAAGCUAGCAGAGGUGGAGAGGGAGGCGCAGGAGCUGACAGCAGAGAGCCUGGAGCUGGCAGCCACGCUCACGCAGGCACAGCGAGAGGGCGAGGCUAAGGACGCUCGAAUGCGCCUGCUGGAAGCCAAGCUGGCGGCUCUUAGGGGAGAAAUGGCUGGGAGUGAUGCUGCUGAGGCGAUUGCCGCUGCUGAGGCUUCUGCUGCUGCUGCUGCGGCCGCGGCAGCUGAGGCUGAGGCUGCUGCUGCUGGGGUGAAGCGGAGGGAGGGCGGGAAGGAGGGAGAAGGGGAGGGUGUUGAGGGUGGGGUGGAGGGGGCGAAGGAGAGGAUUGAGGAGCUGGAGAGGGAGGUGGAGAGGUUGAAGGGGGAGUUGGAGGCGGCGGAGGAGGAAGGGAAGAGGGUGAAGGGGAGCCUGAGGAGGGCGGAGGAGGCGAUUGCAGAGGCUGCGCGCGCGGGGAUACUGGGUGGGGACCUGCAGGCGCGCAAUGCGCGGGUGAGGGAGCUGGAGGAGGAGGCGGAGGAGCUAAGGCGCGCAGCAGCCAUGGCUGCUGCUGCAGCGGCCGCAGCGGCGGCUGCUGCGGAAGGGGCUGCUGUGUCGGCAGCGGUGGGAGGUAAUGGUGAUAGCGAGGGGCGGGGAGGAGGUGGAGAGGGGGGAGGGGCGGGAGGUGGGCUGGGAAAGAGGCAGCAGGAGGAGGUGGAUUUGCUGCUGGCUGGAGUGCGCAAGGAGCUGGAGCAGCUGACGGUUGAAAAGGCAGAGGUGGAGAGGCAGCUAGCGAUGAGUGUGCGGCAGGUGAACGCCUGGCAGAGGCGGUGCGAGGAAGGCGAGGAGAGGAGGAGCGAGGUGGAGGAGAGGCUGAGGGAAGCUGUGGGGAGGAGGGAGAGGAGUGAGGAGAUGGUGGUGAAGUUGAGUGAGAGAGUGAGGGAGUUGGAAGAGAAGGUGGAGCAGGUGGAGACGGCGAGAGGGGCAGCAGAGGCUGCUGCUGCUGCGGCGUCGGUGGCGGCUGCAGUGGCUGCAGAGGAGGCGGCUGCGGCGGAGGAGAAGAGGCUGGAGGCUGUCGCUGCUGCUGCUGCUUGUGCGUCGGCUAAUGUUGCUGCUGCUGCUGCUGCUUCCACGCCUGCGCUGCCGUCGCCACGAGGGGGCCGGGGAGGAGGGGCCGGGCGGGGACGGGGAGGAGGAGGUGGUGGGGGAGGAGGAGGAGGGAGGGGUGCUGGUUCUCAUACCGGCGGUGGUGGUGGCGGCGGCGUCGCUGGUGGGAGACGGGCGGCGGAUUUCCGAGUGGAGGAGCUGGAGAUGCAGCUGUCAUCGCUGCGGGAGCUGCUGCAGGAGGCAACGAGCGUGAAGGUGAGAGCGGCGAGGGAGGCCGCGGCACGCGCUAAGGAGGUGGAGCAGCUGACGACCGAGGUGGUGGUGCUGCGGCAGCGAGCAGAGCGCGCCGAGCGGGAGCUUAAAGGCCUGGAGGAGGAGAAGGUGGGGCGCGAGGCGAAGAUAUCGGAGCUUGGACGGGAGGUUAUGGAGGCGAGGCUGAGAGUGAAGGGCGCGGAGGAGGAGGUGGGAAGGGCACGGGUGAUUGUGGGGGAGGCGGAGGGGAGAGUGGCGGAGGCAGAGGGGCGGUGUGCUGAGGCGGAGAAGGAGGCGCGGGAAGAGAGGGCUGCGACGGAGGCUGUGGUGGGGCGGGUGGCGCAUUUGGAGGUGGUGAUGGGGCGCAUGGAGGAGGAGAGGGCUAAGGCUGUGGCUGAGAUGGUGCAGGCGGUGAGAGAGAGGGAGGAGAUGGAGGGUAGGGUGAGGGAGAUGGAGGGGAGAGUGAGGGAGAUGGAAGGGAAAGUGAAGGAGAUGGAGGGGAAAGUGAAGGAGAUGGAGGAGCAAGUGAGAGAAAUGGAGGAGACAGUGAGUGUGAAGGAAGGGAGAGUGAGGGAGAUGCAGGGGAAAGUGAGGGAGAUGGAGGAGAUGGUGAGGGUGAAGGAAGAGACAGUGAGGGAGUUGGAGGGGAAGGUGAAGAGGUUGAGGGAGGAGAGUGAUGAGAGGGAGCGGAGAGUGGCGGGGUUGCAAGAGGAGGUGGGGAGGAAGGAGAAAGCAGUGGAGGAGACAGAGAAGAGAGUGAGGGAGGCAGCAGAGAGAGCGAGAGAGGCGGAGGAAAAAGGGGAGGAGCGAGCAGCAGCAUUGGAAGGGCUGGUGAGGGAGAAAGAGCAGAAAGUGCAGGAGACAGAAGAGAAAGUGGCAGUGCUGGAAGCAGAACUAGAAGAGGUGAAGGAAGAGGCGGACAGGGAGGUGGAGGAGAUGAAGGAGAUGGAAAGCCGGCUGUUUGAGCGGCUGGAGCUGCUGCUCUCGGAGAAAGAAGAGACACUGGCCCGGGCGGUGCGAGCGGAAGAGAUGCUGGAGAGCGAGAGAGCAGAGAAAGAGGCGGCGGUGGUGCGGCUGCAGGCAGAUCUGCUGAUGCUGAAGGAGCAGCUGGAGGUGGUGGCGCCGGCGGCGCUGCAGCAGCAGGAGCAGGACGAGCAGCAGAAGGCGGACCAACUGCAGCGGCUGCUGGAGCUGCAGGAGAAGCUGAGGCAGGCGGAGGUGAAGGUCCAGCAUGCUGAGGCCGGGUGGGCGGCCGAGGCCAAGGAGCUAGGCGGGAAGAUUGCAGGGCUGCAGGCGGAGAGGAAUGCGUGGAAGGCCAAGGAGAUUGGGUUACUGGCGGAGCUGGAGGUGGCGAAGCAGGAGACGGUGCGCGUGCAGGCGCUGGUGCAGGAGGUGCGGCGGGUGAGCGGGGAGAAGGCGGAGGUGGAGGCGCAGAUGCGGCAGCUGCAGUGCGUGAUUGAAGGGCUGGAGCGGGCGAAGGUUGCUCUGGAAGCGGAGAGGUCGGCUGCGCAGGCGCAGGCGGCGCUGCUGGGAGGGAAAGUGAAGGAGUGCGAAGGGCUCAAGGUGGAGUUGGCGCAGGUGAAGGCGGAGAAGGCAGGGGUGGAGGAGAGGCGGCUGGCACUGGUGGCGAAGCUGGGGAGGAUAGAGGAAGGUAUGGAGCAGGUGCAGGAGCUGAGGGUGAGGAACGCGGUUCUGAAGGGCGAGGUGGAGGUGAUGAGCUCAAGAGUGGGGGAUAUGGAGAUGCUGAGAGCGGAGAAGGAGAGUUUGGAGAGGCAGGUGAGUGAACUGCAGGCUCUCAUGUCGAGACGGCAGGCGGUAAGGGAUGUGGCGGAGGAGAGGGAAGUGGCUGUGGGUGGCGGUAGCGGUGGCGGUGGUGGUGGUAAUGGUAGCAAUGGUGGUAGGGCUGUUGUUAAUGAGAAGGAGAGUGGGAUGGAGGGGUUGAAAGAGCAGGAGACUAGGCAGCCUGGGUUGACAGCGACGGGUGGUGGUGAGAAGGUGACGUGUGGGAGCGUGGAAGAAGAAGAGGUGGUGCAUGUCAGAGAGAGCAGAGAGAGCAAUGGUGAGGCUUCUGAGGAAGAUGGCGAGAGGAGUGGAAAGGCGGAACGAGGGAAGAGACGAGAGAAGGCUCCUGCAGAGGAGUUGAAGAGCAGAGUGGAGCGCGGAGAAGGUAGUAGUAUGGUGAGUGGUGGUGAUGCUGAUGGAAAGAAACAGCAAGGAGGGGAGGAGGGGGGAGAAGUGGGAACGCAAGGACUGUCAGAUGCAGGAGCAGCUGACGGCAGUAGAUUGGGUGCGGACUCGGUUGAGCAGCAGCUGCAAGGGCAACAGCAGGAGACACCGCAGGAGCAGCAGCAUCAAGUGCAGCAAGUACAGGAGGACGGGGUUGCUGCUGCUGUAUUGGAUCACAAAGGUGAAGAGAAAGCAGGGACCGAGCAGGGGAGGCAAGAGGAGCAAGCGGUGGGUGAACCAGUGAUGGGGCAGUCAGAUGCCGAGGUUACCACGGAAGAAGGAAAAGCAUGUGAUGGUGGUGAGUCGGGGGCAGUCACAGCAGCACACGCGGGUGUUAGUGAGAGCACAGCAACCGCGGGUGAUGGUGGUGGUGGUGGUGAGGUGGGGGUGGUUGUGGCACCGGGCAAGGUGAUGGUGGACGGGGUGGCUGUUGAUGCCAAGGCCGCUGAGAUGCGCAAGCGGAUUGCAGAGCUGGAAGGAGAGCUGCAUAAGGAGAGGCAGAGAGCCGUUGCCGCUGCUGUGAGCAGCAGCAAUAGCAACAGUGGUGAUGCUGUUGAUCCAGCAGGCGAAGGGGGAGCAGCAACCGCCAGUGGGCAGCCGCAACCUCAAGCUGCUGUUGAUGAGGAGACGGUAAGGAGUGGAAGCGCCAAGCCCGAAUGUAAAGCCUCAGCAGCAGGUGCUGCGGCAACUGUGGCUGCGGCGAGAGGUGGAGGUGGAGGUGGAGGUGGGGUCAGCAUGAGCAGGAGCUCCAGCACAGCUUCAAGCAACGGCAGCACCAGUAGUGCUGGGGUUGUUGCCACCCGGCGAAAGGUUGUGAGGGAUCCAUCAGACUCCCAUGGUCCAGGCCGAAAGGUGGUGAUUCGGAGGGUGGUGUCAUCCAGUGAUGCAUCAUCUGCUUCUGCCAAGGCAUCUGCUGGCAGUGCAGCAGAGCACAAGGAGUCCGGAGCAAGCAGUGUGACUGGAGCCACCAAGCCCAGAGGCCGUCUUGUUCAACAGUCUGUAUCGUCACCGGCUGACAACGGAGCAGAUCAGCCCACGACCACAAGCACACCGACAGGGAAGGAUUACGCGAUGGCGGAGAGUAAGCCGGCUCGGGCUAAGACCUCGGGCGCCAUAAACUCCGCUCCUGCGUCCGAGAGCGAUAGCAAGCAGCCAGUCACAUCGAGGCUCGGGCACCUGAAGCUCGGUUACCACUACUGCGUGACGCACGGCGGCACGCUUCUCCUGAUUCCGCUGCUCGCGUUCCUGGCAGUGCAGGCGAAGCGGCAUGUGACGCCGGACGAUAUCAUCCAACUGGCGCAGCAUCUUGUCGAUACGCAUCUGGUGGAGGUGGUGGUUGGCGCAUUCCUCCUGCUCAUCGUCGGCAUUGUCUACUUCCUCACGCGCCCCACCCCCGUGUACCUCCUCGACUUCAACUGCUACCGGCCCCCCGACUCGUUCACCGUCACCAUCCGCAACGCGCUCACCAUCGCGCGCUCCUGCGGCUUCCUCGACGAAACCGCGCUCGCGUUCCAAACCAAGGUGUUCGACCGAUCCGGGCUCGGCGACCGAACCUGCCUGCCGGCAUGCCUCCUCACCAUUCCGCCGACGCCGAGCCUGGCGGAGGCUCGGAAGGAAUUCCAGAUCGUGAUCUUCGACAUUCUGGAAGACCUCUUUGCCAAGACCAAGGUGAACCCCAAGGACGUGGGCGUGCUGGUGGUGAAUUGCAGCCUCUUCUGCCCGACGCCGUCGCUCGCCUCCAUGAUCGUGAACAAGUUCAAGUUCCGUACCGACAUUCAGUCGUUCAACCUGGGCGGCAUGGGAUGCAGCGCGGGUCUCAUCGCCAUCAAGCUCGCGCGCGACCAGCUCCAGGUGCAAAAGAACACUUACGCAGUUGUCGUGUCGACGGAGAACAUCACGCAGAAUCUUUAUCUCGGGCAGCGCAAAUCCAUGAUGGUGGCUAACUGCCUCUUCCGCAUGGGCGGCGCCGUGAUGCUGCUGACCAAUAAGCCCUCGGAGCGCCGGCGCGCCAAGUACCAGCUGCAGCACGUGGUGCGCACGCACCUGGGAGCGGACGACGCGGCGUACCGGUGCGUGUACCAGGAGGAGGACGACGGGGGGAUCGUGGGCGUGUCGCUGUCGCGCGAUCUGAUGAACACCGCCAGCACCGGGCUCAAGACCAACAUCACGACGCUCGGACCGCGCGUGCUGCCGCUGUCGGAGCAGCUGCUGUUCCUCGGGAACCUAAUCGCGCGCAAGGUGCUGCGGAUGAAGAUCAAGCCGUACCUGCCGGAUCUCAAGCUCGCGUUCGAGCACUUCUGCAUCCACGCGGGCGGCCGCGCCGUGCUGGACGAACUCGAGAAGGGCCUCGGGCUCACGCCGUACUUGGUGGAGGCGUCGCGCAUGGCGCUGUACCGCUUCGGAAACACGUCAUCGUCGACGCUCUGGUACGAGCUGUCGUACCUCGAGGCGCAGGGGCGCAUCCGGCGCGGCGACCGCGUGUGGCAGGUCGGGUUCGGUUCCGGGUUUAAGUGCCAGAGCGCGGUUUGGAAGGCGCUGCGUACGCUCGACCCGGCGAAGAACCAGGGCCCAUGGUGGGAGGAGGAAACGUCUACCGACGCCGCGCCGGCGCGCACUAAGUCGUCCUACGUGCCUGUUGAGGAGAUGAAGGUGGAAAAGGUAGAUUUGAGCCGCAUCCAUCCCAGCCAGGUUGCGGCCGUGAACGCAACUGCUGCUGCUGCUGCCGCUGCUGCUGCCGCCGCUGCAGCUGCUGCUGCUGUUUCUGAUGCUCCUGCUGAUUCCGCACCUGCUGCUCCGGCUCCGGCAACGGUCACCGCAUAA
Messenger RNA from Closterium sp. NIES-65, 9702 nucleotides. The record is from the annotation of a GenBank genome assembly. Lineage: Eukaryota; Viridiplantae; Streptophyta; Zygnematophyceae; Desmidiales; Closteriaceae.